AUGACAGUGUCCAUAUCCUCUCAUUAUAUAGGUCUGGAGCUGACUGUAUACCUAGAGACGGAUAAAUACCUUCCAGGUAUCACCAGUGGUGAAGGUGCUCAGGUGGUGAUACACGAGCAGGGUACAGUCCCUUUCCCUGACGAGGAAGGGAUUGCUGCAGCAUCAGCGGCUCAAACUCUGAUAGGAUUGAAACAGUUGUGCCAGAAGAUCUGCCAGGCAAACAAGGUCAGGGCCGUCUGUAACUGUUACGACACAAGUAACCUGGAAGUUAACGACGUAAUGAAGAUUCCAGACACUCUCAAACCCUGUACAAAUCAAUCAGAACUGCAGUGCGUUACCCGACUUUCGUCAAAUGUUUCAAACGAUGAUACAAUAUGUGAUUGUUCAAGUCCUUGCAGGUAUGACUUUCUGAAGCUCAACAUUUAUUUUGAAGAUUUGAACUAUGAGAGGAUAUCUGAACAACCUGACUACGAGAUUAUCCAGAUGUUCUCUGACGUGGGUGGUACCAUUGGACUGUGGAUAGGCUUGUCUCUCUUGAGCCUAUUUGAGCUCCUACAUCUGAUCGUUGAUGUUGUUGUACUAGUGGCCACCCACAUGUGCAGAAAAAUUUAG
Molecule: messenger RNA, 612 nt
Organism: Physella acuta
Lineage: Eukaryota; Metazoa; Mollusca; Gastropoda; Physidae
Product: acid-sensing ion channel 1C-like
Biological process (GO): sodium ion transmembrane transport
Cellular component (GO): plasma membrane
Molecular function (GO): ligand-gated sodium channel activity
Source: RefSeq, a predicted model, not a curated record